This is a messenger RNA of Patella vulgata (common limpet), 1762 nucleotides long. Its product is annotated as RNA-binding protein lark. Gene Ontology annotation, cellular component: cytosol. NCBI's taxonomy places the organism in Eukaryota, Metazoa, Mollusca, Gastropoda, Patellidae. The transcript has 11 exons. The record is from RefSeq and is a predicted model, not a curated record. Gene Ontology annotation, molecular function: zinc ion binding; mRNA binding. The coding region runs from base 92 to 979 and encodes 295 amino acids.
CCUGCCACUGCUACUGGGCAAUCAAGACUUGGGGCUGAAGCGUCCAUUUGCAAAGCACAAUUUUGUCUCGUGCGGAGAUAAGACAACAAAAAUGCCUACAAAGUUAUAUGUAGGGAAUUUAGUAGAAAAUGUUGAAAAGCAUGAUCUUCAGUCUUUGUUUGAUGAAUAUGGAACAGUUACAGAAUGUGCUAUUAUAGGAAACUAUGGUUUUGUGCACUUUGAGAGUGAAGAUUCAGCCAAGGCAGCUGUUAGUGCUUUAAAUGGAAGUGAUUUUAUGGGAAGAAAUUUAAAAGUUGAAGUUUCAAGAAGUGUUCAGGGAUCUAGAGGAGCAAGAGGUAAAACCACCAAAGUUUAUGUAGGUAAUUUACCUGAAGGGACUACUAAAGAGGAUCUUAGUUCUAUGUUUGAAAGUUAUGGUAUUAUAGUAGAGUAUGAUGUUAUUAGAAACUAUGGCUUUGUGCAUUUUGCUACAGAAGACCAGGCUCGUUUAUCAACAAAAUUAAAUGGUACUAAAUACCAGGGUAAUGUUCUACGUGUGGAAAUAUCCAACAGCAAAAUGAGACAGAAGCCAGGAAUGGGCAACAAAGAUGGCUGUUUCAAAUGUGGUAGAUUUGGUCACUGGGGAAGAGAUUGUCCAUCGGACAUGCGAGGAGGAGGUGGGGGAGGCAGACGAGGUGAUCCCUAUGGUAGACCACCCUAUGGACGUGAACCCUAUCGGGGUGGAUCUUAUGGUGAUCCCUAUGAUGAUUACUACAGAGAACCAUAUGCACGACCCCCUUACCCUGGUGAUAGAUACAGGCCUUACGAAUCGCCUUAUGAUAGAAGACCACCAGUAACUAGAGAGAGUUAUGGUAGAGAAAGUAUGUAUUACAGAGGAAGAGAGAGAGAGGGUUAUGGCCGACCUCCGCCAGAGUAUUACAGCAGAAGACCAGGAGGAUCUGCACCAGGUUAUUCCCAGUCUGGAGGUUAUGAUGAGUAAGGAUUUCACAACUGACUCUUUUGAUAGAAGAUAGAAGGAAUAUUUUAAACGGAUGAUGUUCUAUACAAAAUAAAGCAGACCCCGUUCUCAUUUCUCUAAAUGGGCAAGCAAGGUGGAAUGGGGAGGUCUAUGGAUAUUUUUGGAGUGAAAUGGUGUAGCAUUCUGGACAAAUAACAAAAUAUAUCCGAAAACAAUCCUAUGCACACAUAACAUUUCAAUUAUAAUAUCACUCCUGUCAUGGACCAUAUCUGUUAAAUACGUUCCAUGCAUCUGCCAAUUUUAACAUAAAUACUCUUGAUGACGAAUAGCUUGAAGACUCUGUGAAUCGGGUGAAGCAUUCGCCUAGUGUGUGCACCCAUUCGGCCAAAUAAAAUUCGGCGACUAUUUAUUCACCGCUUAAAUGGAAAAUGUGGAUGUCUUUGCUGAAGAAUCAAAUCAAAUCUGAGUAGAAUGGGGCAUAACUCUUGUUUUGCUGCAGGACCAAAUUGCAUUUACUGAUUAAAAAAUUUUAAGAAAAGAUCAUGGCCUAGUGAUUUUAUUGACAUAAGAAAUGGGUUACAUCACCAGUAACAAUUAAACCUGAUAGAUAUUGGUCUAAUAAAGAUGAGUUGUUUAAGAAGAAACCGUGGUACUAAGAAUUGUAAUUGAGUAAAUAUUACUAGUGUUGUAUGUAAGAAAACUUGUGCAGAAAGAUUUAUAUUUUCAGCAUAAAACUGAAUAAUGAAGUGUAAAAAAAAGUUUGAUUCAUAACAUGUUUUUGUAUCAAAUAAACAAUUUGAAAUA